AUGCAAUCCGUCAUAACUUCAUCAUUUGUUGGUGUAUUUUUUCCACACUCAAUGGAGUUAGAUAACACAAGCGAAAACAUGUAUUUUUUACUAUAUGAGCCUUAUACUGCUAAUUAUAGCGUGAAAGUAAUUGCCAGUAUGAAAUUAGUUAAAGACAUGAUUCAAGGGUAUGAUAACGAGUGGACUAUUGCUUCAAGAAGUGAAAGAAAAUCUCCAUUAAUUUUACUUGCUACCGGUGUUAUGAGCCAACAACCUGCCGCGAGAGCUUUCUUGGGAAGAAUUGUUGAAGAGAAAUUUCAUAUGCAGGCACUUGCUUUAACAAUUAUACCAGCGAUCCCGCUUGUUCCCGAAAGAUUAAAAGAAAUGGUCCAUCCUGAGUUAGCGCCUGUUAAUUUAGGAGAUGGUGUAAAAGAAGGAUAUUUUUAUGUAAAUCUAUCAACGGGCCAGGAUUUUACAAAUGGCCCUGAAUUUUAUGACAACGCUGCUAACGACGACGAGCUUGGUGAAUAUGAGAGGGAAAUUUUAGAGGGCGCCCAGAGAAGAAACCAAGAAGCUCGCGGUGAUGAUAUCGAAAUUCCUGAUAACCUAGGGGACAAUGAACCCCGAGCUCAUAAUCCUUAUUACACUGAUGAAGAUGAGCCAUACGCACCUCCUGAUAAUUUUUUUUAUACCAGACGUAUGUCUGACUCUAGUGCAGAAGAGCAUACGGAGAACCAAAGCCGCGAAAAUAUGGCUGAAGAGUUUUUGAGAAACAUGCAGGAGAACGCAAACCGUACUAGGGGUUAUAAAAACAAUAAUUUCGCAAACACGUCUGAAGGUGACAUUGAAAACAGUGAGCUUGAAGAGACAAUUAUGCAAACUAGGACAAAUCUACCGAGUAACCCUGCAAGCCAUGCUACUUACUUCAAUAAUUCUUUUCAUUUUAAAUUAGGGCACCACCAAGAUGCAGUAAGAACCAGUAGUACUACCCAACAAUCAAAUACACCACAAAGUCACGAUCCCAUGGUAGGAAGUAGCAGAAGCGCUAUGGCUGACUUUGCGUACACUAGAAAUGAUUCAUUUGCAUCGGAUUUUUAUGCUGCUGGUUCUGAUUUUCCUUUAGAUAACGAUUUUAGAAAUUUAUCCAAUCCGAUUGUUGAAGGUUAG
This is a messenger RNA of Mucor mucedo, 1146 nucleotides long. RefSeq lists its product as uncharacterized. Lineage: Eukaryota; Fungi; Mucoromycota; Mucoromycetes; Mucorales; Mucoraceae. The coding region runs from base 1 to 1146 and encodes 381 amino acids. The record is from RefSeq and is a predicted model, not a curated record. The transcript is spliced from 5 exons.